This is a messenger RNA of Rotaria sp. Silwood2, 531 nucleotides long. Lineage: Eukaryota; Metazoa; Rotifera; Eurotatoria; Philodinida; Philodinidae. The record is from the annotation of a GenBank genome assembly.
AUGAAUUCAAGCCGUUUGUCCGGUAUUUUAUUACAUAUAACCAGUUUACCAGGUCCGUAUGGUAUUGGAGAUUUUGGUCCAGAAGCAUUUAAGUUUGUAGACUUUCUUCAUAGAACUCGUCAAAAAGUCUGGCAAAUCUUAUCAUUAACACAUACUGCUGCAUGUUCACCCUAUUCUGGUUUAUCCGCAUUUGCUGGUCAUCCAUUAUUGAUUAGUUUUGAUAAAUUAUACAAAAUAGAUUUAUUAACUAAGAAGGAUUUAAUUAUACCAUCGAAUUUCCAAUUUGAUAAUAGUUAUGUAAAAUUCAAAUCGGUUAUCGAAUAUAAAACUACUGUCCUCAAAAAAGCCUACAAAAAUUUUAAACAACAACAAAAAUAUGGUCAAGAUGUAUUAAAACCAUUUAUUCAAUUACAACAAUAUUGGCUUGAUGAUUAUGCCUUGUAUAUGACGAUUAAAGAACAAGAGAAAAAUAAAUCUUGGUCAUUAUGGCCAGAUGAAUUAAAAUAUCGUCGACCAGAAGGAUCACAAUGA